AUGUACAGAAGGUUAACAAUCACCGUCAAUCUCCACCAUCACAACGUUCCUUCUCAAUUUCUUGCCUUUGUUUCUCUACGAGCUUUUCGAGAGUCGAUUCCACAGCAUCUUGACCACCAAGAAGCAACCAGGUCACGAUUUCUGGGUCGGUCUCGAACCAGGCAGCUUCGAACUCCUUCUGGGCGUUUACUCUCAGUAACAUAUAAAAUCAAUCACAGGAAAGAAAAAAAAAAAAAGAGACUUUUCUUUUUUCUCUCUCGCCGUCUCGCGUUCUCUCUCUCUACUUCUCUGCUGCGUUCUUUUAAUUCUGCUCCUUCUCAUCGUUCUUGGCCGAUCUUCACCUCGUCUUCAUACAAAUCUCAGGCAGAUUCGAAUUGCAAAUCAAGCCACUUGCUUCGAUUUUUCCCCAAUGGAAACCCAUGUGAAAAUUUCUCAUUGAAGAAAAACAAAGAAGAGAGGUUAGAAAUCAACAUGAACAGAGACAGUUCUCUUAAAGCAACUUCAAAAUUUUCUGAGCAAAGUCAACUUCCUGUUAUAAAUGGUAAAGGUAAUGGUCAAUUGAUGUAUAAAAAGAAAGGGUCGAAGAAGACACAACAUGAUUCAAGUGUUAAAAAUGGGAAGCCAUCAAGUGUGUUUAAGAGGAGAGUAUUUUGCUUCUCAAAAUCCUUUCCUGAGAAUAGGCAUUUGCACCCAUGAAUGGAGGAACUGCUUUUGAGUUACCUGAUACAAACUCCUGGAAGCAACCAUUUGAUGCUCAAAGAUACUUUUCACAUGGUGAAAGUGACUGACAGGACUGUGUAUACCUUUUUUUUU
Molecule: messenger RNA, 813 nt
Organism: Quercus lobata
Lineage: Eukaryota; Viridiplantae; Streptophyta; Magnoliopsida; Fagales; Fagaceae
Exons: 4
Coding region: 1-696 (231 amino acids)
Source: RefSeq, a predicted model, not a curated record